This is a messenger RNA of Populus euphratica (Euphrates poplar), 952 nucleotides long. Its product is annotated as ADP-ribosylation factor-like protein 5. NCBI's taxonomy places the organism in Eukaryota, Viridiplantae, Streptophyta, Magnoliopsida, Malpighiales, Salicaceae. The record is from RefSeq and is a predicted model, not a curated record. The coding region runs from base 239 to 790 and encodes 183 amino acids. Gene Ontology annotation, molecular function: GTPase activity; GTP binding. The transcript has 4 exons.
CCUUUUCUCCCCUGUAUAAAACGUCAUCGUUUAACAUGAUGCUCUCUGUCUCGUCUUCCUCUCUCUCUCUCUCUCUCUGCGAAAAAUUGUCCUCGCAGCUUCGAUAGCGGACGCCAUUAAAGCCUCCUUCCUGCAGGAUCGUUAUUGCUGACACCAAAAAUUUGAUUAUAGUAGCUCUCUAUCGAACUACAGCAAUCACCGAAAAUCAAGGGUAUUGAAUUGAAAAAAAGGAGGGAAGAUGGGAGCAUUUGCAUCAAGGUUUUGGUUCAUGUUGUUUCCAGCAAAGGAGUACAAGAUUGUGGUAGUUGGAUUAGAUAAUGCAGGAAAGACAACUACGCUUUACAAAUUGCAUUUAGGGGAGGUUGUAACUACUCACCCUACUGUUGGUAGCAAUGUUGAAGAGCUUGUCUACAAGAAUAUUCGAUUCGAGGUCUGGGAUCUUGGCGGACAAGAUAGGCUCAGGACUUCAUGGGCAACGUAUUAUCGUGGAACUCAUGCUGUCAUAGCGGUGAUAGACAGCACUGAUAGAGACAGGAUAUCCAUUAUGAAGGACGAAAUUUUUAGGCUGCUGGGACAUGAUGAUUUACAACAUUCUGUUAUACUGGUCUUCGCAAAUAAACAAGACCUCAAGGAUGCCAUGACACCAGCCGAGAUUACUGAUGCUCUUUCUCUUCACAGCAUCAAGAAUCAUGAUUGGCAUAUCCAAGCCUGUUGUGCCCUUACAGGGGAUGGUCUGCACGAUGGUCUAGGGUGGAUUGCUCAAAGAGUUACUGGCAAAGCACCAAGUUGAAAGCAAGAAGAGUGAUCUCUGAAGCGUUUAUUUGUUUAUUUUUCAAAUGUGUAUCUGUUGUGUAUCAUCUAACCGUACUCAAUCAAUCCUGCAGAGUGUUUCUACAUUUGCUUGUCUUAAAGAAUGUCAUAUUUUGCGCAAUGAAACAUUUCCUUUACUGAA